Messenger RNA from Branchiostoma floridae (Florida lancelet), 5226 nucleotides. RefSeq lists its product as uncharacterized. The coding region runs from base 99 to 3713 and encodes 1204 amino acids. Lineage: Eukaryota; Metazoa; Chordata; Leptocardii; Amphioxiformes; Branchiostomatidae. Gene Ontology annotation, cellular component: plasma membrane. The transcript has 17 exons. The record is from RefSeq and is a predicted model, not a curated record. Gene Ontology annotation, molecular function: calcium ion binding.
CUGUGCGCGGGAAGAACCGGGGUGCGACAGGUGAGAUAGAAACGCACCUGACGGCGACGAGAGACAGUCGCCAUUAGUGCGACUCGGGAUACAGGAAAAUGCGACCGACGUUCUUGUUACUGGUACUAUGCUGGCACGUUUGGAUGAUGUCCCACCACCGUGCACAGGCUAUCCGUGUACUGCAGACACCCCGGGUGGGAGGUUCGCUGUGGUUUGACGCCCGAGGCGGUAAGGAACUCCAUUUCCUGUCGUCGCUCGACUCAUCCAACCGCUUCCGCCUCCAGCCGAACCUCGGCCGCGCCAUCCAAGUGGUGACUGUAUUGAAGAAUGUUCAGCCUGAACUGCAAGCCGCCGUGCAGAAAGUCAGACAGAAGAUUGAUGCUCUGGACUCAAUAAUUGUUGACAAGUGCGAAUCCCAGCCGUGUAAGAACGAAGGCCACUGCGUGAACGACCCGGGAAUGACGUACCACUGCAGCUGCCCCAAGGGCAGGACGGGUGCUCAUUGCGAAGAAGACGUGAACGAGUGCGCCACGCCACCUUGCGCCGGCUACUCGAACUGCAUCAACACGGAGGGCAGUUACCGGUGUGUGUGCAGGCAGGGAUGGAAGGGUGAGUACUGCCUGACGGAUAUUGACGAGUGUGCCGCGGGUACCGCCGUGUGUAACUCCACCCACAGCAGGUGCCGGAACACGGACGGGGCGUACGACUGCGUCUGCCCGGAGAGACAUGAGGGACCCAACUGUGAGCCAAUCCCGACCACGAUAGCUCCGACGACUGUGCGGCCCACCACCACCAUGCUGCCGACUACCACAAACGCCGUGACCUCUGAACCUUCCUUGGAAAUCUCCGGAUCUGGUAAUAGGAAUUCCGGGGUCACUACCGCGGGAAACUCCGGUGGGAACGCCGGUGGUUCGAAUGCACAGGUCACUGGAAGCCAAGAAGGAUCGCGUGAGAAUCCGCUGUGUGGACAGACCAGCUUCCUGGCCGGAUCCGGAUAUGUGGCGUCACCUAACUACCCGGACCACUACCCCAACAACGUCGACUGCACCUACCGCAUCGCCACUACCCCCGGAAAGCUUGUCCUGAUCCGAUUCAUUGAUGAGUUCGGGCUGGAGAGUGACAACGACGGAACGUGCAAGUACGACCGCCUCACGGUGGUACUGAACGGCACAACGACCCUGGGGACGUACUGUGGGGGUCAGGAGCCGCCUAGCACCAUCACCGGGGCAACGGUGGACGUCAGGCUCCGGACAGACUUCGCCAUUAGCCGGAAGGGCUUCAGGCUGCGCUACGAAGCUAUAGACCCAGACUCAGUGUUGGAUCUGCCAGAGACGCUCCCGACCUGCGACGGCAGCACCACCACCACCGUGUCCGGCGUCAGGCGGACCCUGACGUCACCCAUGUUCCCCAACAAGUACCCUGACGACCUGUCCUGCUCCUGGACCUUCCUGGCACCACGUGACAAGUUCGUGGAGGUGCGUUUCCUGACCUUGUUCGUGGAGGCCGCGUCCAAGUGCAACUACGACCGUGUGAUCGUGCUGAUCGACGGCGUGGAGACCGGCGACGGGCCGUACUGCACCGACAACAAGCCCACCGAGGCAUUCUACGGCAGGAACGUCACCGUCAAGUUCAUCAGCGACGCCAGCGUGGCGGAGCAGGGGUUCGAGAUGACCUACCAGAGCGUCCAAGGAGGUGCCUCACUGAAGAAGAGAGUGACGCUGACCGAGCCGCUGCCCUGCGGUGAGACCAGCUUCAGCAAUACCGGCAUCCUGGAGUCUCCAGACUACCCCCAGAAGUACCCCAACGGUCUGCACUGUGCCUGGAACAUCCUGGUCACGAAGGGCAGGAGGGUGAAGCUGUGGUUCGAGACGUUUGAGGUGGAAGCCCAGACCUACUGCCAGUACGACCGCGUGGUCGUUGAGACGCACCCCGGAAACUACCACCAGCUGUGCAACAGCAAACAGAUCAGCCCGCUGGAGUCACGUGACAACCAGAUGAAGGUGACCUUCAUCACAGACACGGCCUUGGCCUUCACCGGGUUCCGGGCCUUCUGGGUCGCUCAGCAGGGAGACACGGAGAAGCACCAGUCGCGUGUGGUGAACGUUGAGGAGGGGAAGACGCUGAUCCUGGACUGCGGCGACAGCAACUCCCUGAUGGGUGACCCCGUCAUUCUGACCUUCGGGUCACCCAAGUUCAGCUGGAGCCACGAGGGCACACCGCUGGCGGCGGACUGGGCCGUGCUGAGCGUGCGGGGUGAGGAGGCGUCAGCAGGCCGGUACCUGUGUGUCGCCUCCAGCAACGUGACGGACGUCGUUCUCAUGCUGACGUUCAACGUGACCGUGCGAGAUGCGGACUGGUUCGGUAGCGGUGAGGGCUCCGGCAGUGGUGCGGGUCCGGGCAGCGGAACCGACCUGUCCGAUGAAGAAGACGGCAUGCUGUUGGAGACCGCAGAUCUGACAUCCGCCCAGAACCCGCGGCUGUGGGACGGUGACAGUGAGAUAUCCCCAGGGAGUGGGCAGGGGUUGGACGGGGUAGAUGGUACGGUAACACCGACGGCUGUUGUGACUACAGGACGGGUGGGGUCUAUGAGUGAGGGGUUCGAGUCCGAAGGCAACGGGGAACAGGGUCUGAGCUCCGUAUGGAUAACAGGGUCAGUAAGGCGUGCGCUGUUUGAGAGUGAGGGUGAAAACGAGGAAGUCCCGGCGCACACUGAGGAGGAAGCUAUGGGUGUAGGGUUCGAAUCUCAUGACAAUGUGGACCAGGAUCGGGGCUUGUCUAGUGUCAGUGAAGAGCUAUUUGGUUAUGAGAAUGAAAAUGAGCAGCCAGAAACCCACCCUGAAUCUGCUAGUCCCCCAUCCGACACUGUUGACAGAGGUAUCAUUGAAGACUCACACAUUGACAAUGACAUUAACGUUAUUGACAACGUUAUUGACAAUGACAAUGAUACUAUCGCCGCACUGAGCAGUGCUCAUGGUGCAAACCACGCCACCACUGAAACCACGACACGUGAAAAUGAACAAUCCACGAACCACGAUACUCCACAAGACACGAACCACGGCACCGAACAGGACACGAACCACGACACACCACAAGACCACGACACUGCCUACUUUGACACAUACCCCAUGUCAAAACAUGUCCAAACAAGCUUGCAGACCCGGGAUAUAUACGCUAAGGAAGGGUCAGUCGGGAUGGUACACCCCUUGCUGGCGGUUCAGGCGUUCGCGCGCGAGAUCGCUCGCCUGCGCGACUCCGGUGAUCUUACCCAGGCGAGCCUUUUCCACGCUCUCGGCAUAGGCGAAGACGCCUUUGCCGCAGAGGGUAUCGAAGCGUUCCUCAACAGGCUUCGGGGGCUCGACGACCCCACGGCCGCCGGCUUGCUGCAGGCGCUCGGUGUCAAAAGCGACGCCUACGUGGAGAAGAACAUGGAGGCGGUCUUCGGCGAGAUGCACCGCUUGCGCGAGGCUGGGAACCACACGGUGACCAGCCUGCUGCAGUCUCUGGGCAUGGCUCCCGACCCCUCCCUCCCUCUGACGCCGCCAGAAAGACCCGAGCAAGGCGCGGAGAUUCAGAGCGAUCCCCUGGCCAAUCUGACGAGCCUGUUCUCAGCUGAGAUAGACCCAGGGGAGUGGGUCGGGGAGGGGGGCUCCUUCGCGAAGACGUUUGCUGAUAUCAUGGAGAUGUCGGCGGGAUGGGGCAAAAAAAAGAAGUAAUUGUGGAGAUAGAAAGAAAUCGUAGAGUGAUAGAAUUAAAAUGGGUGUAAAAUAUGAAGUUCUGAAGAGCUCAUAGCAUCCGUAAUUUUUAUGAAGAGGUUAUGCUAGUACACAUGGUUGUAUCAGCUGUCCUUUUAGUGUUCACUGGAUCUCUUGUUGGCCUAAUAGAUAUAGAAAUUGGCCAAAAGAAGGGUACUACUUUGUCAGUCUCAGCACUUGAACUAGUAAAGCUCCACAACGUGCCAAGUCCUUUGAUAAAAAUUACUUUCCCGAACUUGGCAAACUUGUCUACGCACUUUAUGUUCAGUCUAAGUGGACUGAAAUACGCAGAAACAUAUUAGUCUUUGAUGAAAGCUUAGAUGGAAGGGACGUUGCAGACGAAAAAUAGGAAAGAUGACGAAAACUCAUUUUCGUUAAACUUAAGGCUCACGCGCGUUUUCGCCGCGGACACGUUUCAAAAUGCCGCUAGUAAUUCGAAUGGGGUCUGUUCUGUAGCGGGCUGCAGGUGUUACCCCCUGUCCGACAUUGUGUGACGCUGUGUUUUUUUUCUUCAUCUACACGUGUUUUGAAAAAAGAGAGAAGUAUUUUCUAGAUAAACAUCCAAAGAUGUAGUACAGGGCCACAGACGUAAACACUAAUCAAAAGUACACUUCUUAGACCUAGCUGGCUGACAAACACCUGACGACAACCAUUUCCAUUGAAACAAACGUGAACUAAAUCUAUAUGCCACACAACUGCGGGAACUUUACCACGUACAUCAUACAUGAGCAUUCAUUUGUGCACACUUUUUCCUGGAGCGUGACCUUUGAGUGACGAAUACUACCUAUCAAUUCAUAAAUCAGAAACGGUACAAAUAUGGUUUGAAUUGCGGCAAAACAUACAAAAUGAAAUUAUCUAUGACAUUUGCUUGAAGUAUCUGUGAUUUUGGUGAAUACAUCAGUGGAAAUAUUUUUGAAUGAUACUUCACACACAGAACACAUACAUAUACACUGACAGACUUACUGCUUCAAUUCUGUUGGACAUAUUCUCAUUCCAUUCUUUCAAAUAUCAGUCUGGCAGAUUAAGCAUGGCCCUAGAUGCACAAACCUAGGCAAUGUUGUAAUGCAUAAUUGAUAUUGUUGGUAUUGCAUUCAUAAAUUCUGGCAGCUCAACGACAGACUUCCUCUAUUUCAAAGUAAUCUGCAUAUGUACUAUGUUUAAUACUUGUUAUAGUAAAUAGGACGAUAAGUUUGUUUCUUCUUCUUUUUUGCCAUACAUUGUACCAUGUACGAUCGUUGCGCAAUAAAGUUCUUCUGUGGUAAUCUAAAUGAUACGUGAGUACAAAAUUUGGAGUUAGAAAAUUCCAUUGCCGCUACUACCAGUGCCUCAUAAUCUCUCUAUAUAUGUGACCUGGUGUCAUUUGUGAUCUUUUUGUAAUGCUAUUUGCUCACUUCAAUAUAUGUGACUGUUUAUCAGGCAAUUUGUUAAGCAGAUCAGGAUAUUUAAUAUGUGUUAAAUGGACAAAAAUUGGGAG